UAAGAGACGUAUAUUGCUGGACACGUGUUGAUAACAGAAGAAAACGCUUUGAGAGGAAAGAAAUAGACUUCUCUAUCUCGCGUGCUGCGGCGCAUUCUCCUACCGUCGUCACCAACGGAAGCAGCUUCGAUCCUCAUCAGACACGCAGAGAAAGCCUCGACAGCUUUCUCGUAGGACGGAAGGGAUAAAGCUUGAAGAAGUGCGAUGGAGUGGUGGGAACGUUGGAUUCGCCGGACAAACGUGGUGGUUUGGGACUCUGUUUUGUUUUGAUUUUAUGAUUUCAUAAAGUUUUCUUUUCUUUUGAAGAUUUGUGAUGAUCUUGUGUAUUGUAAACCUGAUCAAUUAUAUGGAUCGAGGAGUGAUUGCGAGUAAUGGUGUUAACGGAAGCUCGACACCUUGUGAUUUCAUAGGCCUUUGCUCUGCUGGCACUGGCAUUCAAGGAGAGUUUAGGUUAAGCAACUUUCAAGAUGGUCUUUUGUCUUCUGCCUUUAUGGUUGGUCUUCUUGUUGCUUCUCCAAUCUUCGCUGCACUCUCCAAAAGACCAAGUGUGAAUCUUCUAUAUCUUUCCCAGAGUUUGUUUUUGUGUAUCAAGAAGCUGAACCAACGGAGUAAUGUUUCUAUGUUUUUGUAUAUUGGAUGCUUCUCUCUUGGUCCUGCUAUUAUAAUCUCAGAGGGUGCUCCUAAAAUAUGGAUCGUUUGUUUCAGUGAUCUCCAUGGUGGUUUUGUUCGUAUACUUGGUAGCAACACCACAAACUCCAUUGGGUCUCUUUUGCCUAGUCAUGAAGUGCUCUUUUUUUGUUAUGGUUUUCUGAUUAAAGUUGAGAUGAGAGGCUCUCUGUGUAAAGUGUGUUCUUGCGUUUUUUCUUCUUCAGUAUGAAACAAUGCCUGCUUGAAAUGGUAAAGUGUGUUCUUGGUAAAGUAUGUUCUUGUAUUGUUUGGUCUUGUUUUUUUGAGCAACAAAAAACAACAUUUUUUAAAGAAACCCUAAAUAAGAAACUAGCAUUGGAGGAUA
This is a messenger RNA of Raphanus sativus (radish), 1012 nucleotides long. RefSeq lists its product as uncharacterized. The coding region runs from base 314 to 877 and encodes 187 amino acids. The transcript is spliced from 5 exons. The record is from RefSeq and is a predicted model, not a curated record. NCBI's taxonomy places the organism in Eukaryota, Viridiplantae, Streptophyta, Magnoliopsida, Brassicales, Brassicaceae.